Molecule: messenger RNA, 14172 nt
Organism: Pseudophryne corroboree (corroboree frog)
Lineage: Eukaryota; Metazoa; Chordata; Amphibia; Anura; Myobatrachidae
Gene: UTRN
Product: utrophin
Exons: 78
Coding region: 602-11287 (3561 amino acids)
Biological process (GO): synaptic signaling
Cellular component (GO): plasma membrane
Molecular function (GO): protein binding; zinc ion binding
Source: RefSeq, a predicted model, not a curated record
AACGUGAACCUUGGGGACAAAGUUACCAGGGAGAGCCCAGGGCCACUGCCACCACCACAGGAUUGCAAAGCCCAUGCAACUUGCAUCGGAAGAAGGGAUCAAGCAAAAGAGUUGAAUGUGAUCCAUUAUCCUAGGGUCGGAUCGUGUGGAGCACUUGGAAAGAGUAAUUAGAUUUAGUGAUCAGAGCAAAAGUUGCAAUAGUCAGGACAGCUGCAAGUUUUCCCCUGUUUGCCAAGUGAGGGAGGAGUAGCUACAAAGUGUAGAAAUUUGUACAGGAAUUGGUGUUUAGCGAUCCAGGAUGUUGUGAGCCUAUCCCGCCCUCCAGAUCCUUUGGGUGGUGGGAUUUAAAUUAUCUUUAAAGGGUCUAUUGGGGUUUUUUAAGCGACUUCAGGAAGCCGGUGGCGUUUUAUGGUGACCAUAAAGAGACUGUGUCCUCCUGCACGCUGUGGCUGUAGGCGAGCGCUUCCCAGGUUAUUACAGACAACCCACCUCUCUGCUCCAAGUUAAAUGCCCACAGUUUUUUGUUUUAUUUUUGUAAAGUGUGCUAAAAUUUAAUCUUGAAGGAAUUAUCUGGAAUCAGUGACCGAGGAUAAUCUGAAAAAUGGCCAAUGUUGGGGCUCAGCUUGACAGACCUGAUGGAGAACAAAACAAUGAGUUUAGUGAUAUUAUCAAAUCCCGAUCUGAUGAACAUAAUGACGUACAAAAGAAGACUUUUACCAAAUGGAUAAAUGCUCGUUUCUCGAAGUGUGAAAAACCACCAGUGAAAGACCUGUUCAUAGAUCUUAAAGAUGGAAGAAAACUGCUGGAUUUGCUAGAAGGUCUCACUGGAACUUCUUUGCCCAAGGAACGUGGAUCUACAAGAGUUCAUGCUUUACAUAAUGUCAACAGAGUACUCCAAAUUUUGCAUCAAAAUAAUGUGGAGUUGGUGAACAUAGGAGGCACAGAUAUUGUUGAUGGAAAUCACAAGCUUACCCUUGGCUUAAUAUGGAGCAUCAUCCUACAUUGGCAGGUGAAAGAUGUCAUGAAGGCAAUUAUGUCUGACUUACAGCAGACGAACAGUGACAAGAUCCUUUUGAGCUGGGUCAGGCAGUCAACAAGACCAUAUAACCAGGUCAAUGUGCUAAAUUUCACUACCAGUUGGACAGAUGGCCUCGCAUUCAAUGCUCUUCUGCAUCGGCACAAACCAGAUCUGUUUAGCUGGGAAGACGUUACUAAGCUGGCCCCACUUGAAAGACUUGAUCAUGCUUUCCUCAUUGCAAAAAAACAUUUGGGAAUCGAAAAACUGCUUGACCCAGAAGAUGUGGCAGUUCCAUUACCUGACAAGAAAUCCAUAGUUAUGUACUUGACAUCACUUUUUGAAGUUCUUCCUCAUGAAGUCACGUUAGAUGACAUCCAAGAAGUUGAAACUCUCCCUAGAAGAUUUAAGGGGGCGUGUGAGGAUAUGUCAUUCACAAAGCAACAGGUUUCAAAUGAACCAUAUGGAAACUCUGGUCAAGAGACACCCAGCAAAGUCACACCCAGCACAGUAACCGAAGUCCAAACGGAUCUCGACAGCUACCAAGUGGCCCUGGAAGAUGUCCUCACUUGGCUUCUUAUGGCAGAAGACAUUUUUGAAAAUCAAGACUAUAUAUCUGAUGAUGUAGAAGAUGUCAAAAAACAAUUCGCCACUCAUGAGGACUUUAUGAUGGAGCUAACAGCGCACCAGAGCAGUGUGGGCAAUGUUCUUCAGGCUGGAAACCAGUUGAUUGCUCAGGGUGACCUCUCCUUGGAAGAAGAGAAUGAGAUACAAGAACAGAUGACCUUGCUGAACUCACGUUGGGAAGAUCUACGUAUAGAGAGCAUGAGCAGACAGGCCGAGCUGCAUGAAGUGUUGAUGGAUUUGCAGCGAAAACAACUGGACCAGCUGUCAGACUGGCUGACUGUCACGGAAGAACGAAUUCACAAGAUGGAUAUGAAGUCUUAUGGGGAAGAUUUUGAGGCAUUUAGGAAACAGGUUGAAGAACACAAAAAAUUGCAGAGUGACCUCGAGGCGGAGCAAGUGAAAGUUAACUCUUUAACUCACAUGGUGGUAAUUGUAGAUGAGAAUAGCGGGGAAGGAGCCACUGUUGCACUAGAAACACAGCUGCAGAGACUAGGAGAACGAUGGGCAGCUGUUUGCCGCUGGACAGAGGACCACUGGAGUAAACUGCAGGAAAUUAUAAUCCCCUGGCAGAAAUUAUUAGAAGAACAGAGCUUAUUCAAGAUAUGGCUAAGUGAGAAAGAAGAGUCUUUAAGUAAAGUCCAGCGGAGUAACUUCAAAGACCAAGCUGAGCUUAGUGUGAAUGUGCGGAGAUUGGCGAGUUUAAAAGAGGAUUUGGGAAUGAAGCGGCAGACGUUUGACCACUUACAUAAGUUAGCGCAGGAUGUGGCAAUGCUUGUAGGAAAUGGGAACGCUUCUCAGAAACUGAAGUGUGAUAUGGAGGAUCUUGCCCAGAGAUGGGACGGACUGGUGCAUCUAUUGGAGGACUAUACUAAUCAGGUCACUGAAUCAGUAAGUACGUUUGGCAUUACGCAAAUCUCCAGGACAAUUGUUACCGAGACUGUUACUGUGAAAGAGCACAGGACUAUUUCUUCCGUCAAAGAAGAGCUCCCUCCUCCGCCUCCACCGAAGAAACGCCAGAUGUGCCUGGAUUCUGUGGAGAAGAAGAAGUUUGAUGGGGAAUCUGCUGAGCUCUUGAAUUGGAUGAUUAAAUCCAGGGCUGCGAUUCUGGCAGCAGAGAUCAGUAACUAUAGAAAGAUUAGAGAGACCUCAGACAUAAAAGACAUGCUAAAGAUUCUUGAGAAAGAAAGGUUAUCUGCAAUGCCCAAAUUUAAGGAGCUUGCUUCAACUGGACAAUAUCUAUUAGAGCUGUGUAAACAAGAAGAUCUCCCAGAAGAUGAAGUGAAAGGGUCACUCGGUAGAUUGCAGACGGAAUGGAACACCAUAAAUAUACAAAUGGAGGAGCUUAAUAAAGGCAUUUUAUAUCAGGAUGCCAUCAGUGCUUACUUCAAGGAGUUGAAAAGCUUGGAAGAAAAGAUAAAGCAAGAGGAGGAAUGGCUGAAUGCCCAGUCUUUGCCAUCUCAGGAGCUUCCACUGCAAACAUUGAAGGACAUUAGACAGCUACGGUUGAACAAACUCUGCGACCACUACACACAUAUCGAGCAUUUAAAAUCAAAAGCCGUCUCACUAGGCUCUCAACCUGCAGCUCCAGCUUUUUUUGAAGCCAGUCUGAACGACUUCACCGACCGCUACGGAAGAGUGAAAAAUCAAAUGGAACGAGAGGUCCAACAAUUUCAGAAAGCCAUGGAAUACCAGCCCAGCCAACAGUAUGUAGAUACCCGGAAAUUAUUAAAAGAAACAUUAGUGGAUUGCCAACACAAACUACAGUCCCAGUUGACAGGUCUCUGUGAUCCAGCAGCAGUGGAGCUGACUCUUCAACAGGCAAAGGUUCUUACACAGACAUUAGAUGACCAAAAAUUAAACAUCGACGUGCUGUACUCCGAAACCAGGCUACUUGAGAAGCGAGCCCCAGAAGAUAAGACAGCAGCAUAUAUGAAUGAGUGUAGGGACAUAGAGGAACAGUGGAGCAAGCUGAGGAGUAUCUGUGCUGACCAGCUCUAUAGUCUGGAGGACAUUUCUUCCAAGCUGCGAGCAUUUGAGGCUGACUCCAGUUCUGUACAGAAAUGGAUCAGUGAGGCAAAGGAUUUUGUUCUAAACCAACAUACAUCCUUAGAAGAGCCUGAAAUACUACAGAGGCAGCUGGAGCAGUGCAUGGCUCUGGUGAAUGAGAUGGAAGCUGUGGAAGGAUGUUUGAGCAGGCUAACCGAUGUGGAGUCAGGUCUUAGGAGCCACCCCGACACCAUGAUUCACACCUGGGUCCUGCCACGGCUGGCUGACCAGCAGGCACAGUGGGAGAGACUGAGCAAGCAGGUAAUUCAUCAGAUGAACAGGUUGUCUGAAAGUCAGGAGAAGGCUGUAAAUUUGAAGAAGGACUUGGCAGAGAUGCAAGAAUGGAUGACGCAGGCUGAAGAGGAAUAUUUGGAGAAGGAUUUUGAGUACAAGUCUCCAGAAGAGCUUGAGAGUGCUGUAGAAGAAAUGAAAAGAGCGAAAGAGGAUGUGUUGCAGAAAGAGGUGCGAGUGAAGAUCUUGAAGGACAACAUCAUGACAAUGGCUGCCAAAGGGCCUGCUGGUGGCCAAGACCUGACAUCUGAGCUAAAGGAGGUUUUGGACAAUUAUCAGCUCCUGUGUAACAGAAUCCGGGGAAAAUGCCACACAUUGGAGGAAGUGUGGUCGUGUUGGAUAGAGCUUCUACACUACCUGAACCUGGAGACAGCUUGGCUAAAUACGUUGGAUGAACGAAUACAGCACUCUGCAAACCUACCUGAUAGAGCGGAAUCUGUUAGUGAAGCAUUGGAGACUAUAGAGUCAGUCCUGCGCCACCCAGCAGAUAACAGAACGCAGAUCCGUGAGCUUGGUCAAACCUUGAUUGAUGGCGGAAUUCUUGAUGACAUCAUCAGCGAUAAGCUGGAGGCCUUUAAUGCCCGCUAUGAGGAGCUGAGUCAUUUAGCUGUGAAGCGUCAGAUCUCUCUGGAGCAGCACCUGCAGACCCUGCGCGAGGGUGACCACACGCUGCAAGUGCUGCAGGAGUCCCUGGAAGAACUGGAUAAGCAGCUGACUACAUACCUGACGGACAGAGUUGAUGCCCUUCGAUUGCCUCAGGAAGCUCAGAAAAUUCAAGCUGAUAUAAGUAGCCAUGAAACAACGUUGGAGGAGCUGAAGAAACAUUUGCGACCAGUGAUAUUAUCAACUCCAGACAUCAAGUCCUCACGUGGAGGAUCCCAGCUAGAUGUACUCCAGAGGAAGCUGCGAGAGGUGUCCACGAAGUUCCAGCUCUUCCAGAAGCCUGCUAAUUUUGAACAAAGGAUGCUGGACUGUAAACGUGUCUUAGAUGGGGUGAAAGCCGAGCUUGGUGUUCUUGACGUUAAGGAUAUUGACCCAGAUGUCAUACAGAAGCACAUGGAUGGAUGCAUGAAACUGUACAAAACUCUGAGUGAAGUGAAGUUGGAGGUUGAGACUGUUAUAAAGACUGGAAGGCAAAUCGUACAGAAACAACAGACCGAUAAUCCAAAGCUAAUGGAUGAGCAACUAACAGCCUUAAAACUUCUGUACAAUGAUCUUGGUGCCCAGGUAACAGAGGGGAAGCAAGACCUGGAACGCGCUACUAUUUUAGCUGUGAAGCUAAAGAAAGAAUCAGCCUCCCUGUCUGAAUGGCUUAGUGCUACCGAGUCUGAGCUAAUUCUGAAAUCCACAGCUGACAAUCUGCGGGCAGAUCUGGAUGCAGAAGUUGCCUGGGCUAAAAAUGUGCUGAAAGAGCUGGAGAGGAGAAAAGCUGAUUUAAACAGCGUGACGGAGAGUAGCGCAGCUUUGCAGUGCUUGGUGGAAGGAAGUGAGAACAUCCUGGAAGAGAAGCUCUGUGUCCUCAAUGCUGGCUGGAGCAGAGUCCGCACUUGGACAGAAGAUUGGUGCAAUACCCUAUUGAAUCACCAGAGUCAGAUGGAGAUUUUCGAUGAGAAUGUGGCUCACAUAAGCACUUGGCUCUACCAAGCGGAAGCUCUUCUAGAUGAGAUUGAGAAAAAGCCUGCUAGCAAGAAAGAGGAAACUGUGCAGCGCCUGAUGUCCGAGCUGGAUGACGUUAGUCUCAGAGUAGACAAUGUCCGUGACCAAGCGUUAAUGCUCAUGAGCAGCCGUGGCACAUCUUGCCGUGAACUGGUGGAACCGAAGCUGGCUGAACUUACACGCAACUUUGAGAAAGUCUCUCAGCACAUAAAGUCUGCCAUGAUGCUGGUCAGUCAGGAUCCUCCAGCAGAAGGACCUGGUCAGACGGAGUCAACUGCUGCCGAGCUGGAAGCAUUUGAAUUAGAGCUGCUUGGUGUCCAGAAGGUCCUGGAGAAGCAUUUGCAGUUUCCUGCAGUAGGUGAAAAGAUUGAUGAGGCUCACAUUGAAGACGUCCUGCACAGAGGAGAACAGUUCCUGCAGCAGCCAAUGGCAGACAUUGAGAGAGAAAAGCUCCGCCUGGAACUACUGCUCUUACAGACCAGAUACAAUAGUGCCAAGGAACUACAAUCUGUAAGAAGAAAUCAAGAGGUUAAGUUUUCUACAGUGUGUACACAGAAUGAGCAGCAGGAAGAUAUUUCCUUUAAGUGGCUGAAUGAGACAGAACAUCGUCUAUCUGGUCUCCUGGAGGCAGAGGAUGACAAGAAACUCCAGGAGCUGCUGAAUGAAGUGGAGCAGCAUAAGGAGGAAUUCAUUGCUCUUCAGAAAAAGACCACUUUUCUCCAGCAAGGUUCACCAGAAGAGGUUGAUGGUGGCAAGGUGAAGCAACGCUGGGAGGAGAUUGAGAAACAGUUCGCCAUGUACCUUGGAUCUGAACAUCAUAGUCUGGAUGACACUGAUGCUCACCUGGAUAUGAGUGUUACCUCAACGGAAUUCACACCAUCCUUUCUUCCCUCAGAUUACUUAGUGGAGAUAAACAAAGUUCUGCUUUUCAUAGCUGACAAUGAGCUCCUGAUUAAUGCACCAGAGCUCAGCAGUGGCGAGUAUGAGAAUUUCUCUGUGCAAGAAGAUUUGCUAAAGAAGGUAAAAGAAGCAUUGGACUCACUUGGGGAACACAUAGCAACUAUUCAUGAGAAACAACCAGAUGUGAUCCUGGAAGCAUCAGGACCAGAAACCAUACAAAUAGGAGACUCUCUCACCCAGGUGAACGCAGAAUGGGAUCGGAUCAACAGACUAUACAACGAUCGUAAGAGUCGUUUUGACAGAUCACUGGAAGAGUGGCGACAGUUCCACUGUGACCUCAAUGACCUCUCACAGUGGACAAAUGCAGCUGAGGAUUUGUUGGCCCAAGCCCGUCUUCCAGGAGGUAGUUUGGAUCUGGAGAGAGCGCAAAUUCAUCAGCGGGAGCUUGAGGAAGGAAUCGGCAGUCACCAGCUCAGCUUUACUAUUCUCACCCAGAGCGGGCAAGGGAUCAUACAACAACUCUCUUAUUCCGAUGGGGAGAUCUUACAGGAGAAACUGGCACAUUUGAACGACCACUGGGGUGCAAUUAAAGCAGAAGUUAUGGAGAGACAGCAAAGGUUAAAAGAAGAAAGCCCAGCGCUAAGUGACUACAAGAGAAAAAUGGAGGAGUUUGCCAUUUGGCUAGAGCAAACCUCAAAUAUGAUUAGAGUAAACCAUGCACUGGGGAAUGAGGAGAGGCUGCAUGAACUAAAGGCAUUAUCUAAUGAGCUGGAAACCCAGAGUGAGAGAGUGGAGUGGCUGAACCGCGCAGCACCAGAUAUGCUGGCUCAGAAAAGUCUCAGUGCCCAGGAGAGGGACAAACUUUCUGCCAGAUUGCAAACCAUAAAUAUGAACUGGACUCGGGUGUCCAGAGAAGUGCCUGAGAGGGUGGAGGAUUUGGAACAGGUUUCCUAUUACCCCAACUUUGCAGCCCAGGCUGUAUUACCCAAUUACCCUGCUGUCCAAAAAUUAGUGCUGGUGUCUUCUUCCUCUGAGUUUUUGGGAGGAACAAAACCUGUUACGGAAUUGCCACCUGCCAGCGACCUCGAUAAGACUGUUACAGAGCUCUCUGAUUGGCUGAUGCUUAUUGACCAGAUGCUUAAGUCCAACAUUGUCACUGUUGGUGAACCUGAAGAGAUUAACACAACUAUAGCACGCAUGAAGAUAACUAAAGAAGAUAUGGAGCAGCGUCACCCACAGCUUGAAUCUGUUUUUACAUUAGCUCAGAAUGCCAAAAAUAAAACUUCCAGCCUGGAUGUCAGAACAGUUAUUACAGAGAAAUCGGAAAAGCUGAAGAACCAGUGGGACAGUACAUUACAUGGCGUUGAGAUGCGGCAGAAGCAGCUACAAGAUAUGCUGGGUGACAGCAUUAAGUGGGACGAGCUAAGGAAGGAGAUACAGACUGUCCUGGACCAGACUGACUUCCGCCUGUACACCCUCACUCAGACAUCCAAAGACACUCUGGUUAGACAGCUUGCAGAGAACAAGGCAAUAGUGCAAGAGCUACACAGGGGUGAGAUUGUCAUGGACACCUUCAAUGACCUCUCCAACAAACUGCUUCGUGACUACAGCUCCGAUGACACCAGGAAAGUGAAAGAGGCCAGCGAUCACUUGUACAUGAACUGGGUUAAUAUGAACAAGAGGGUUGGCGACCGACAGAGCACCCUGGAGAAGGAGCUAAAACUUGUCCAGGCCUUGGUCAAAGAUCAUGAGAACUUUAUGAAGUGGAUACAAGAAGCUGAGACGACAGUGAAUGUUCUCAUGGAUGCAUCACAGCGUGAAGAUAUUCAGCAGGACGUCAGCCGCUUACGCCAGCUCAAAAUGCAGCUACAGGAUAUUCAAGCAGAGAUAGAUGCCCAUAAUGAUAUCUUCAAGAGCAUUGAUGGGAAUAGGCAAAAGAUGGUGAAAGCUUUAGGGACCUCAGAUGAAGCAGCAUUACUUCAGCAUAGACUGGAUGAUAUGAACCAUCGCUGGAGCGACCUGAAGUCCAAGUCAGCCAACAUUAGAACACACUUGGAGGUGAGUGCCGAUAAAUGGAACCACUUGCUGAAAUCCCUGGAAGAGCUCAUCUGUUGGCUAGAUGUUAGAGAUGAAGAGCUGAAGAAGCAAAUGCCCGUUGGAGGAGACGUCCCCACCGUACAACAGCAGUAUGACUUCUGCAGGGUCCUGAAACGUGAAUUGAAGGAUAAAGAGCAGUCUAUACUGAACACCAUAGAGCAAGCACGAGUUUUCAUAUCUGAGCAGCCUAUCGAGGGCCCUGAAGAGCCAAGACGGAAUUUGCUUCCUAAGACAGAAUUGACACCUGAAGAGAAAGCCCAAAAGAUUGCAAGGACCAUGCGCAAGCAGUCUGUAGAAGUGAAGGAGAAGUGGGAAAGCCUGAACUCCCAGGCUGGCAGCUGGCAGAAGCAAGUAGACAAGGCUUUGGAGAAACUGAAGGUUCUGAAAAGUGCAAUGGAUGACCUUGAAGGAGAUUUGAUGGGAGCAGAGAAAGUGCGCAGUAGCUGGAAGCCAGUUGGAGACUUAGUAAUUGAUUCUCUGAAGGAACACAUUGAUAACACACGUGCAUUGGGAGAGGAUAUGACACCCAUUAGCUUGAAAGUGAAGACAGUGAAUGACGUGGCUAGUCAGCUCUCAGCUCUAGAUAUUCAGCCAUCUGCUAAAACAGCUCGCCAGUUGGAUGACCUGAACAUCAGAUGGAAACUCCUACAGGCUGCAGUUGAAGAACGUCUCAAACAGCUUCAAGAGGCACAUCAGGAUUUUGGUCCUUCUUCCCAACACUUUCUGUCUACUUCUGUACAGCUUCCAUGGCAACGAUCUGUUUCACUUAACAAAGUGCCCUACUACAUAAAUUGUUACAGCGAAGAUUGCAGUAAACCCUUGAGUCCAAAGUUGUGCUCUCGGAACAGUCAUGAAACACAGAGUACUUGCUGGGACCACCCAAAAAUGACAGAACUCUUCCAAUCACUCGGUGACUUAAACAAUGUGAGGUUUUCAGCUUAUCGCACUGCUAUGAAAAUCAGGAGACUUCAGAAAACCCUGUGCUUGGAUCUUCUUGAACUGAGCACCACCCACAAUAUUUUUAAGGAGCAGGAACUGAAUCAAAACCAACAACUAUUAUCUGUCCCUGAAAUCAUCACUGUCCUCAACACCAUCUACAGUGGCCUUGAAGAGAAGAACAAGGAACUAGUUAAUGUGCCUCUCUGCAUAGACAUGUGUCUGAACUGGCUGCUUAACGUAUAUGACACGGGUCGAACAGGGAAGAUCCGGGUACAGUCUCUGAAGAUUGGUCUUAUGUCUCUGUCUAAGGGACUGCUGGAAGAAAAAUACAGAUAUCUUUUCAAGGAAGUUUCUGGGGCAGGAGAUACAUGUGACCAGAAGCAGCUGGGAUUACUAUUGCAUGAUGCUAUUCAGAUUCCACGGCAGCUUGGAGAAGUGGCAGCAUUUGGUGGAAGUAACAUUGAGCCGAGUGUGCGCAGCUGCUUUCAACAUGCUCAAAAUAAGCCAGAGAUCAAUGUGAAACAAUUUAUUGAGUGGAUGCGUUUGGAGCCUCAGUCCAUGGUGUGGAUGCCUGUGUUACACCGGGUGGCAGCCGCUGAAACUGCUAAGCAUCAAGCCAAGUGUAAUAUCUGCAAAGAAUGUCCUAUUGUGGGUUUCAGGUAUCGGAGUUUGAAGCAUUUCAACUAUGAUGUUUGUCAAAGCUGUUUCUUUUCUGGAAGGACUGCAAAAGGUCAUAAAAUGCAUCACCCAAUGGUGGAGUAUUGCAUACCUACAACAUCAGGUGAAGAUGUUCGGGACUUCACAAAGGUGCUGAAAAACAAGUUCCGUUCCAAGAAAUAUUUUGACAAGCAUCCCAGAUUAGGCUACCUACCAGUACAGACUGUGCUCGAAGGAGAUAACAUGGAAACCCCUAUAACACUUAUCAGCAUGUGGCCUGACCAAUUUGAUCCUUUGCAGUCCCCAGAACUAUUUGAUGAUGACACACAUUCCAGGAUAGAGCAGUAUGCUACCAGGCUGGCACAAAUGGAAAGAACUAAUGGUUCUCUGUUCACUGACAGCAGUUCUGCAACUGGAAGCAUGGAUGAUGAGCAUGUCCUUAUUCAACAUUACUGUCACACUUUGGGAGGAGAAUCACCCUUAGGUCAACCACAAAGUCCCACACAAAUCCUAAAAUCAGUAGAAAAAGAAGAAAGGGGAGAACUGGAGCGGAUCAUUGCUGAUCUAGAGGAAGAGCAAAGGACCUUGAAGAUCGAAUAUGAACAGCUGAAAGCACAGCAUCUGAGAAGAGGACUGAGCCCUCCAUCCUCUCCCCCUGACUCUUUAGCAUCCCUGCAGCACACACCCGAGGAUGCAGAGCUCAUCGCAGAGGCAAAACUGCUAAGACAGCACAAAGGGCGUCUGGAGGCCAGAAUGCAAAUAUUAGAGGAUCAUAACAAGCAGCUAGAGUCCCAGCUUCAUAGGCUGCGCCAGUUGCUGGAGCAGCCCGAGUCAGAAUCCAGGGUUAAUGGAGUCUCUGUGUCUGUCUCACCACAGCCGCCGGCCCCCAGAUAUUCAGCUGACCAUUAUUACAGCUCACAGUUUCAGCAGACAGCCACAGAUGAUGUGUUGUCCCCACCGCAUAACACCAGCACAGACCUGACAGAUGUGAUGGAGCAAAUAAACAGCACAUUUCCACUCAGCAGCUCGGGCGUUUCUGCAAGACAGCAGGCAAUGUGAAAGGACCAUCCGUGAGAACAUCUGCCCUUGGCACAGAGUCCCAUCAUUACGCAGCCAAUCAAAGAUUCUAUUAUUGAAAGCUUUCUGCGAGUUCUACUGAAGGCAUAUGACACUGAAUACCCAAAGAUGAAGAUCUGUUUUUACAUACUGUCUCCUCUAUUUUUCUUCUCUUUCUAUGCAACUGUAAAUUAAUGAUUUGUGGAGUAUUUGGUAUUUAGGUAUACAUGUGUCAUUUGUAUAAAUAAGUAUAAACAUUAUUAGGACAAGGCACGUUUCUAUGCUUUUUAUAUAAGAGUGUAAAAGUUCCCCUGUUCCGGAGUGUAAUUGUUACACUGCACAUUUCCUGAAAAACAUAUGGCAGCUCCACUGAAUGGUUAUGUCCACUGCUCUGCGUGUAAAUCACCACAUUAAUGUCAACCAUUGAGUCUGUGUUUCCCAGUUUUCUUAGGGUGACCAUUAUAGCAUUCACUUGGAGGCCAUUUUGCAGCAUCACUGACAGUAACUGUAUGCACAUUGUUUUCUGUCUGUGUAUGAAGCGAGACCUUUUAAACCAUCUAAUGCUAAAAGAACAAGCAAAGGAUCACAAUUGAAGUAACACAGACAUUCUCUAAGCAUCUAAUGAGAUAAAAGUUCUCUCUGAAUUUAAUUAAAAUUACUUCUAAUACUUAUGAAACACCAUUUUGGGAUCAUUUCACCUCAGUUCUUACAGCCACAUCUGAAAGCUGCGCAUACACAUGACAUGUGUUAUGCAGCAUAUCUGAUCAUGAUUUAUCUUGCAUUGUAUCAGCCAACAAAGUUUUUGCAGUCAGCUCAUGGGUACAAGAAAAUCGACUGAUUGUCUCAUGAUGUCAUACAUUGCCUGUUCCCAUAAUCGUCUGCUGAAAUAUGACAAUAAUUAUUUGUUUUCAGUUAGAGUUAGAUGUACCAAACAUCCUGAUAAACAGUAACAGGAGUUAUCAUAACUUACAAAAUAGUUUAUAUUACAAGAAAGGUAUGUGUACUGUACCUUAUAUUCUGCACAUACAAAUAGUUGGGUACUGUAAAUACAUCCUGUAUAACAUUGAAAAUAGCACUAAGGGAAAGGUCACACAAAGCAUUAAACUGUGGAAAAUCAGGUGAAGUAGAUUUUAAUAUAUUGGAAAUAUUUCUUCCUAGGGAUCGACUCCAAAACAUGACAUCCAACUAAGGUGUUUAUUCUAUGCUUUCCUUUGCUUUCUGAACUAUUAUUAGAACCAGGGAUGUAACUUGCAUCUCUGAGCCCCAUAGCCAAAGUUCCCAGAAUGUGUACUUAGGCAAUGUGUACCUAGGCCAUGCAUGUACAGUGGAACACUGUAUCGGUAUUCAGUUCCAUUGGGGGCACUCCAAUAGAAAAAACCCAUUACUCACUUUUUACACUUGUGAGUAAGGCAAAUCUGUAGGUAUCAGUGUAGUCAUUUUCUGAGUCAAAUAAAGAACAUUUUGAUUUCAGUGUAAAGUUCAUCAGUUACAUUCUCCAUUUUGGUCUCUGUUAUAAUAAUUCCCAAUAAGAUAUUUGUUCUUAAAAUUCCAGGACAUGACAGACAUUUAAUGUAUUAGAAAUUAAUAGUUUCAGGUGGUGGGAGGACACCUAACAUGUUGACUUAUCAUAGUGAAUGCCUACAAGUAAAUAUCUAACACAGCUGCUCUGUACUGUACAGCAUACAGUACCUCCAUUUUGACAACAGAAAAGCCACUAUGUACCAAGAAGGAAACGCUACUCAUAAAUAAUAUCUUGUUGACUCUACUCAUAUAUAAUAUCUUGUCGACUCUACUCAUAUAUAAUAUCUUGUCGUGUGUUCAUGCUUUUAAUGGAAGGACAUGCUUUACUUGAUAUUCAUAAUCCUGUUUGCUGUUCUGUUCAGGAAGAAUAGUAGUUAUCAUUUCGCUACACUAAAGGAAGCUAUUAAUAUUUGAAAAAUAUGUAUACAGUAGCUAGAAAUUCACCAACAUGCCAAAUCGAACUUACUUUGGGACAGGAACCUCAUUCUAUGUAAAUACAGUUUUAUUAUUGAAGAAUUCAACACAGUAUUUGGCGGUUAGGUGGCCUUGAAGAUUUAAAGAAAUAUUUUUUUCUUGAAGGAAAUUCUCUUAUAUUUAUAUUACAGUUCUCAUUCUUACCAAUUGUUGUCAAACCACAUCUUUUGUCUAUAUGAAAUAAGCUUCAGCUAUACAUAAGUAAGGCCUUAUGUCCUUACGCCAACCAAUACGGUUACUAUUUCAAUUGGUGGUUUCAAAGUAAAUAUAAAAAAAUACAAAACCGCUUUCUCUCUAGCACAAUAUAUCAUGAGAUCAGAAUAUUUUUUUAAUUGCUUGCAAAAGAAUGGUUUAUAUUUUUUGAAAAAAGCUGGGAUGGGGGAGGGUGCGAGCCUCUAGUUUGCUACAAGAAGGACAAUGGUGGAUUAUCUUUCUUGGCCAAUAAGUUGGUUCAAAUAUACUUUAUAAGAUAGAAUUUGAAUUAAAAAAAAGUUACAAGAAGUGGAAGCCAUGUUCACCUUUCUACCUCAGUCCCAUCUGCCAUAGUACUGACUCUAUAGUCAGCUCCAUUACAGCUGCAGUGGUCAUCCGGAUAUAUGAAGGGAGCGCAAUUUAAUAACUCUCAGUUUCAGAGGUAGACAUUUGGCUGUAUUUUCUUUCUAUUAUUUUGGUCCCUUGUAAAAUGAUUCACGAAUAUUACAUUGUACACAUACUUCUAUGUGUCACUGCAAAUAAAUAUGACAGUACUUCAGAUAUAUAUGUAUAUAUAUAUAUGGUUCUUUGUUAUUUCACACUUUGUGAUAAUACGUGCUGAUAUCCACUAUACCGCCUGCUGUGGCAACAUGCUGAAACCCAGUCUGUUGUAUACUCAAUAAACUGCCUUUUUAACACAA